ACGCUGUAGCCGAGACAUCAGAGACCAACCCAAACACCCAGAGCACCGGUAGCCAGCCAGCUUACAGCCACGGCACAAGCACAGGCACAAGCACAAACACAAGCACAGGCACAGGCACAGACACCAUCAGCAUCAAACCACGCAUGGGCCAUAGCAUGGUGUUUGACUCGGCGCAACGGCAGGUGUUCAUCUUCCACGGCAAACGCGGCAAGACCAAUCUCAGCGACUUCUACGUCUACGAUUUGGAUAGCAGGCGUAUUGUGGAUGUGGUGCGAGAUAGCAG
Messenger RNA from Sphaeroforma arctica JP610, 283 nucleotides. RefSeq lists its product as hypothetical. The record is from RefSeq and is a predicted model, not a curated record. Gene Ontology annotation, molecular function: protein binding. The annotation marks the transcript as partial. The transcript has a single exon. Gene Ontology annotation, cellular component: cytoplasm. NCBI's taxonomy places the organism in Eukaryota, Ichthyosporea, Ichthyophonida.